AUGUCAUCUCAGCAGAGGCCUGAUCGGGAGGCGAUUCAGCCCCUUCUUCCCCCACGGGCAUCCACGUCAGACCGAUUACACCGCACCUAUGCAUCUAGCAAGGCAACAUCCGAUGAUUGCGUACGCAAUGAAUUCAAUCCUCAACGCAAAGGCUACGGCGUCGUGAAAAAAGCCGCAGGCCCAACCACCCAUGUCACCAAGAAUGAUCUAAAGGCGGCAGAAAAUCUUUUCGAAGAGGAAGUUCAGGAGUGCAUGUCAUCGAUCUGCGCUUCGCGAGAAAACAUAGAGACUCUUGGGAGGAUAAAAAGAAGCGGAAGCUCCCCAAAGAAUUCUCAGCGAGUUUUUUAUAACGAUAUGAUCAUGGAACGUAUCCUCCAUGGCGACGAAAAAUCGCUGAAAGAAUUAGGUCGUGAGCUCCUUAUGAAGCAAUUAGAAAAUUACCGACGAAAACACUCACGAUAG
Molecule: messenger RNA, 462 nt
Organism: Phytomonas sp. Hart1
Lineage: Eukaryota; Euglenozoa; Kinetoplastea; Trypanosomatida; Trypanosomatidae
Source: the annotation of a GenBank genome assembly